This is a messenger RNA of Fopius arisanus, 1720 nucleotides long. Its product is annotated as venom carboxylesterase-6. The transcript has 7 exons. Lineage: Eukaryota; Metazoa; Arthropoda; Insecta; Hymenoptera; Braconidae. Bases 8 to 1663 code for a protein of 551 amino acids. The record is from RefSeq and is a predicted model, not a curated record.
UGGAACCAUGUCGAUUAUUCUUGGAAUAUUGUUGCUCAUAAAUUUCAGUUAUGGACUAUCGGCGGACGAAUCAGAGCUCGUGGUUGAGACAGCACUUGGAAGUGUUGAGGGUUCUUACAGAAAAAGUAGUCUUGGAUACAAGUACAGGGCCUUUGAAGGGAUUCCAUACGGAAAACCACCAAUCGACGACUUGAGAUUUGAGCCCCCGGAAAGAUAUGGCCCCUGGGAGGGUACGUUAAUGGCAAAAAGACCUCGAAGUGGUUGUGUCCAAUUUGCUCCUGAGACCGUCAAUUUACCCGAAAGAGUCCACGGAGAUGAGGAUUGCCUCCACCUGAACAUCUACACGCCCUCAAAUCUCCCAAAAAAUCAAUUGAAUUUACUUCCUGUCUUGUUUUGGAUCUACGGUGGAUCCUUCCAGUUCGGAGAGGGUUCCAACGAGGGCUCGUCCUACAUCAUGAACCGAAAUUUAAUCUUCGUGACCUUCAAUUACCGUCUCAACAUUCUAGGUUUUAUGAGCACCGGGGAUGGAGUGGUACCUGGGAAUAUGGGUCUGAAGGACCAAAGUUUGGCUCUUCGAUGGAUUCACGAGAAUAUCGAGUCAUUUGGUGGUGAUCCAAAUGGAAUUACUCUCGGUGGAGUCAGUGCUGGAGGUUCCAGCACUCAUUUUCACUAUCUGAGUCCCAUGAGUCGUGGGCUCUUUCAAGGAGGAAUGUCAUUUAGUGGAACUGCUCUGGAUAAUUGGGCCCAAACCGAGGGCAGCGGUGAAAAAGCCAGGAAGGUGGGAUCAUUGAUGGGAUGUCCUACAGAAAAUACCAAAGAAAUGGUUGAUUGCUUGAAGAAAAAACCUGCAAAAAAAAUCGCCGCCCAAGUCGGGAAUUUUCAGCCAUUUAUGUUCAACCCGGAUGUGCCCUUCGGGCCAGUAGUGGAGCAGAGCUCCUCGUCACCGUUCCUGGAUCGAACUCCAGUGGAGAUAAUCAGGAGUGGUGAUGCUGCUGAUCUUCCCUGGAUAUCAACCGUCGUUUCCGAGGAAGGGCUCUUCCCCGUGGCCGAGUUCAUCGAGAAGAAAGAAAUUCUGGAAGAGCUGGACGAGAAAUGGGUGGAAAUCGCCCCUCAUCUCCUGGAUUUCAAUUUCACUGUUCCACAGGAUGAACAAGCAUCUGUGGCGGAGACGAUCAGACAUCAUUACUUCGGUGGAAAUAAAAUUGAUAAAAAGAGUGUUAUGUCUCUGGUUUACUUGCAUGGACAUCGAUCAUUCUCACCACUGGGCGCCAGGUUGAUGGCAAAAUACAAUCGGAGUCCUGUGUGGGUUUAUUAUUACAAUUAUCGAGCACAAAUAAGUUUGACUGAUUUGUUCAAUGUCACUGGAAAUUACGGAGUUUGUCACAGUGACGACGUCUUAUUAUUUAUAAUAAAGUCAGAACUGGCGGAGAUCACCGAUGAACCAACGUUAAAAAUGCAGAAGAUUCUCUUGGAUAUGAUAAAAUCCUUCAUGUUGAAUGGAAAACCAUCUGUUGGAGUCAGCUGGCCCCCAGUGAAGCCAGCCAAGAAAAAUCUGAGGUAUCUCCAUAUUUCAGGACCUGAAGACCUCAGGGCCAAAGUCACAUCGAAUUUCGCUCAGGAGAAAUUCUGGUCUUCAAUAUCUUUCGACGAGAAUAGAAUAUAAAUAUCAAGAGAUGUAUAUCUUUUUAUAAAACAAUUGAAGUGAAGAAAAUAAAAUUAA